AUGAGGAGACAGCUGCUGCCUCGGAGGGUGGUGGUUAUUGGGGGGGCUCGGACGCCCAUCGGCGGUUUCCUGGGAUCCUUGAGAGCCACGCCUCCCAGCAAACUCGCCGCUGCAGCAGCAGCUUCUGCCAUUAAACGCUCUGGGCUUUCUCCUGCAGAAAUUCAACAAUGUGUAGUAGGCCAGGUGCUCGCUGCGGGGCAAGGAAGAGCCUCCCACAGGCUGGCAAUGAGUCUUGCGGGUACGGGACGGUUUCCACACCGAGCAGAUAUUUUCCUUUUCUGCGUGGUUUUCGGCAUUAAGAAAGCAAGAGAAGGCGGCUACAGGCUGGGGGACGGAUCUCUCGUGGACUCAGUCGUUUUUGACGCUCUCAACGGCCCCAAUUUUCAACUAAUACCCGGCGAAGAAGCAGAAGCCGCCGCCGUGGGCCACGGCAUUUCGCGCGCUGACUGCGACGAAUACGCAGUAAGAAGUUUCAAGCGGGCAGCCGACGCUGCCAGCAAAGGCUUUUUCGGGCUGGAGGGGCUGGAGCCGCUGGCUGCUGCUGCUGCGGGUGCGUGGCUGCUGCUGGGGGAGCUAGGGAGCACGCCCAGUGCCCACGGCAUGGGCUCUUCAAUAUUCGACCCUCAAGAGCAGCAGCAGCUGCUGCAGCGCCGCGCUUCUGCGCACCCCAGCGGCCGCCAGCAGCUGCUGCAGCAGCGGCAGCGGCAGCAGCAGCAGCAGACGCGGGAGCAGCUGCAGCACGACGAAGAAGUGAGACGAAUCUCUCUGGACCGCGUGGCCUCAGCCCGCCCCAUCUUCCGCAGCGACGGAGUCUUGACGGCAGCAAACUCUUGCAAGUUGGGCGACGGGGCUGCAGCUUUGGUGUUGGGCGAAGAAGGAGAAGCAAGAAAAAGAGGCUUGAGGCCUCUAGCCCGAGUCUUGUCUUUUGCUGACGCGGGAGGAAGAGAUGAUGGGGCCCCUUUCACAUUACCUUCUGAAGUUGCAAUCCUUAGAGCUCUUCGUCUGGCAGGACUGGAACGGGCAAGAGAGUUUUUGCUGCCCGUGGACUUGUACGAAGUUCACGAAGCCUUUGCUGCUUUGCCGUUGCUGCUGAUGCGCCGGCUGGACAUUUGUGCUUCCCGGGUGAAUGUGAACGGGGGAGCCAUAAGCCUGGGCCACCCGUUUGGCAUGUCCGGAGUGAGAAUGGUGCUGUCGCUAGCUGCUGCGCUGCGCGCCCGAGACCUGACCUUCGGCUGCGCCGUUGCAUGCAACGGCGCCGACUCCGCCACGGCUUUGGUGCUGGAGGCUCUUUAA
This is a messenger RNA of Eimeria tenella, 1293 nucleotides long. Its product is annotated as acetyil CoA acetyltransferase/thiolase, putative. Gene Ontology annotation, molecular function: acyltransferase activity, transferring groups other than amino-acyl groups. The coding region runs from base 1 to 1293 and encodes 430 amino acids. The transcript is spliced from 7 exons. The record is from RefSeq and is a predicted model, not a curated record. Lineage: Eukaryota; Apicomplexa; Conoidasida; Eucoccidiorida; Eimeriidae.